Messenger RNA from Prunus mume (Japanese apricot), 2053 nucleotides. RefSeq names its product stress response NST1-like protein. Lineage: Eukaryota; Viridiplantae; Streptophyta; Magnoliopsida; Rosales; Rosaceae. The record is from RefSeq and is a predicted model, not a curated record.
AGUUUUUAACAUGGAGUUUUGGAGUUUGAGCAGAGGAAUUUCAUGGUUUCAACACAGUUUCAACCACUGAUGUAUGGACUCAGAAAAAGGAACUCGGUAGAAGAUACCAGACCGAUUUGGGUUCUAGCUAGUGGUUUUUCUAAAACCACUCAUUCGAUCAAAUAAGUAAGCCCCAGUAGGUGGUAAUACUGUUAACCAACGGCCACUCUCCUUCAAGAAACCAGUUGGAGUAUUGAUACGCGGGCCUCAUAAUCUCUGUUCAAACUUUUAGGGCGUUGGAUUCUUUGUAAAGCGGUGCAACAUUCAAAGUUCUUUUCUGAUACAAGUCAGUAAAGCUCUGAUGUCACCCAGCUCCAAAAUGGGUGAUGGGUUGAAGCGGCAGAGGUGGGAGUUUAGGAGGAGGGACAGUGACAUGGAUUCUUCAAGUGAUGAGUCUAAAUCAAGUAGUGAGGCGGCUCACAAGAAGCAUAACCUGGUUUGCAGUUUGAUUCCACUUGAAAAUGAUGAAGCAAUUGGUAACUGCAGAGUCCAGCAGACUGGCAUGUGCAAUCCUAAGGAUGAUCAGAUCAUGUUUCAGAAAGGCAAAAGGGUGCAUCUUAGGAGGAGGAAAAAGGAUAAUUGGAUUAAUAAUGACAUGGAGAGGGAUUCCCGUAAAGAAGUUACUAGAAAAAAGAGUAGAAUUAGUGUUUACGAUCCUGCUGCUUUGGAUGAACUUAAAAUCUUCAUGGAGUCCUUAUUGGAGGAUCUUAAAGUGACAAGAGAAAAUUUGUUUUCAUGGAUGAGGAAGGAAAUGCAAGAAUUGGUGGCUGAUGAUGAUGCUGCUCCACAUCUUGAGCGAAGAAAAGGAAGUUCUGGAGGGAAAAAUGUCCGAGUACAGAAUGGUGACAACUUUGUAGAAAACACCAUCUCUAAGGAGCACAUACAGGUGCUUAAUAAAAGAAAACUUGAGGAAAACAUUAUGAUUCAGCAUCAAAACAAUUUUGAUGAAAAUGUCCUGGUGCAAUGUGAAAGCAACUCUGAGCAGAAUGCAUGCCCAGAUCAUCAUAACAAAUUUAAGGAGACCUUCCAAGUGCAGCAUCAGGGCAACUUUGAAAAAGUAAAUGUUCAAGUGAACUAUCGAAAUAACUCAGACCUUGGCAUGGAAGCUCAAAAAUGUGAUACGGGAUCAAUAGAGAGGAGUGUUAAAAGCAAUACAGCAGCGGGUUAUGAUAAUUGCUAUCCUUUUAAGCCAAAUUUUCAAUCUGCAGACAAGAAUGUGUGGAUGCAGCAUGAAAAGAACUAUCUAUCAGGCACAAGUGCUCAAGCUUACAGUGGUAGAUCUUUAGAGAGCCCUUUAAUAGGCAGAAAGAUGGCUCAAUCUAAUUAUUUCUAUCCAGUAAUUGAACAUCGAGUUGAUCGUGUUCAAGAAAUUGGAGCCGAAACAUCAUCUGAAAUGGAUAGAGGUGAGAGGUUGGGAUUACCUAUUGAGUCCACUUUUUCUUCCAAUCUUUCCAGUCAGGUAGCUUCGUCAAUGUAUUUGUCAUUACCCACUGUGUUAACUGAGCCCUGUGGUGAGAACCAUAUGCUUAGUACUUCUUCAAGCAAAUAUAUUCGAACACCAUUUGAUAGAAACAAACUAGAUGUGAACUAUGGGAAGGCAAAUCCAAUGCUCAAAGUAAAUGGUCAUCAUGGAAAAUCAUCAGGCAUGCAGCAAGAAGAAAGAAACGGAAGCUUUGCUCAACUAGGGUCCCAAAAUAUGAGUUGUUUUGAUAAACAAUGCAUCCCAAGUUCAAGCAUUGGAACAGGAUUCCCAGUUCCACUUCAUCAGGGUACGGACAUUGGUGUUAGCAUUCCAAGCCAAGUAAGUUUGCAAUACCUACCCCACGAAGAAACAAACAUAAUGGGUUUAAGGAUGGACGAAGGAGCCUCAACGUUCUCUGGUGGAAGCUAUACUGCUAUAUCAGAAGGCUAUCUUGCCAACACCUUUUACAGAAAUUCCAUUAGUAAAGCUCAUGACAGACUCAAGGCAUUUCAAAAUCAAGACCUUGAAGAGGGCCUUUUAUUCCCAAAAUAG